Cetraspora pellucida is the source of this 294-nucleotide messenger RNA. Lineage: Eukaryota; Fungi; Glomeromycota; Glomeromycetes; Diversisporales; Gigasporaceae. The record is from the annotation of a GenBank genome assembly.
AUGUCAACUAAUAAAGAAAUCAUUGAAGCUGUUAAGAAUUGUGAUUGUAUUGAACCAAAUAAAGAAUCACAAAAACCAAUAUCACCUGCAAAAGCCUUAAGAUUUAUCUGUGGAAUCCUAACUUUUCUUGAAGAGCAUCUAGAUAGAAGUUUUAAAGUUGAUGAUUCUCUUAUUCAGAAUUUAGAGAAAUUAAAAAAAGAAGUAAAUUCAAAACUUGUCACUUCUAAACAUCAAGCAAUCUUGGAUACAUUCAUUUUAGCUUGGAAUUGGGCUGACCAACUUUGGAAAAUUUAA